AUGGCCGCGAUUUACAGCCUCUACAUCAUCAACAAAUCCGGCGGUCUCAUUUUCUACAAGGAUUAUGGCUCUGCGGGAAGGAUGGACACCAACGAUACCUUGAGGUUAGCGAGUUUGUGGCAUUCUAUGCACGCAAUUUCUCAGCAGUUAUCGCCGAUCUCGGGGUGUUCCGGGAUCGAACUCCUCGAAGCCGACACUUUUGAUCUCCACUGCUUCCAGUCUCUUACUGGUACAUGUCCGAUCAUAAAGCAUUGA
This is a messenger RNA of Ilex paraguariensis (yerba mate), 255 nucleotides long. Lineage: Eukaryota; Viridiplantae; Streptophyta; Magnoliopsida; Aquifoliales; Aquifoliaceae. The record is from the annotation of a GenBank genome assembly.